Molecule: messenger RNA, 1048 nt
Organism: Dermacentor albipictus
Lineage: Eukaryota; Metazoa; Arthropoda; Arachnida; Ixodida; Ixodidae
Product: peptidoglycan recognition protein 1-like
Biological process (GO): peptidoglycan catabolic process
Molecular function (GO): zinc ion binding; N-acetylmuramoyl-L-alanine amidase activity
Source: RefSeq, a predicted model, not a curated record
CUAUAUUUGUCCCAUUCGCGAAUUCGCGAACGGCGGUUCGCGCGAGCAGAAUCACGGAUUUAGGGGAACACUGCGUUCGUGUGAACGCGUAGGGAGGCGUUCACACGAAAGCGUUUCGCGUAGGAGAAGCGAGUCGACAUGGUUCGCGGACUGGUCGCUGUCGUCGUCGUUGCCGCUGUGCUGGGCUGUACCUCCUCCGGUCACCAGAAGCAGACAAGCUAUCUGGCAGCUCAUCCAGCUUCGUAUGGCUACCCUGACUGGAACCAAUGGACUGUGGGCGGAGCAUGGCGGCAACCUUGGCUCCUGGAACAGGGGGCCCGAGUGACGCUGGCAUGUUCGGGCAUCGAGUUCGUGCCCCGCCACGCCUGGGGUGCCCGGCCACCCAAAGAAUGGGAAAGGCUGAAGGUUCAACCUGUACCACGUGUCUUCGUGCACCAUACAGCUGGAGGAGAAUGCUUCAACCCAUGGACGUGCUCAGAGAAGAUGCGGUACAUUCAACACUACCACCAAGACACAAAAGGCUGGGAGGACAUCGCCUACAGCUUCCUCAUCGGAGGCGACGGGCGCGUGUACGUGGCACGGGGCUGGGAUGCCGUCGGCGCCCACACCAAGGGUCACAACAAGGACGCGCUUUCCAUGGCCUUCUUCGGCGACUUCUCGCGCCACCUGCCGACGCCCCGUGCGAUCGGGACGCUUGACAGGCUCCUGCGGUGCGGCGUCGCCCUGGGCAAGAUCAGUCCCAACUACAGCCUGCACGGUCACCGAGACGCCACCUGCACACUCAGUCCUGGGGACACCCUGUACGCCUUCAUCAGUCGGUGGAGGCAUUUCCGUGGGAGACUGCAGACAUACAUCUGUUGAAGUGACCUGCGUUAAACAGUCUUGGGCCAUUGGAACAUGAUGGCAGCUGUGGCUACUUGUUCCUUCUCUUACCCGCUAGUCUUUCGCCAGGCUUUCUGUACCUCCUUCUCUAUGCCCUAUAUUCUUCCUCGUCACUUCAACAAAUGCUUCAGCGAGGAUUGGGUAAACGAAAUUUACUUAUCAGAGA